Molecule: messenger RNA, 2901 nt
Organism: Rotaria sp. Silwood1
Lineage: Eukaryota; Metazoa; Rotifera; Eurotatoria; Philodinida; Philodinidae
Source: the annotation of a GenBank genome assembly
AUGGCUAAAGAUGCUCUGGAGCUAAUUGAUCAUUUGGGUUGGUCUCAGUGUCAUGUAGUGGGUAUCUCUAUGGGUGGAAUGAUUGCCUUAGAAUUCGCUCUGUUAGCAAAUCGUAGAAUUCUUUCUCUCACUCUUAUGGCGACACAUGCUGGUGGUUUAAUUGGUCAAGCACCAUUGAUCGGCAUGUAUCAUAUUAUUCGAUCAUUUAUGAUACGCGAUGACGACGAACUUGUAAAAAAUGCUCUUGACAUGCUCUAUGGUCGAAAAACACUAAAUGAUCCUGACAAACGACAGAAUCAUUUUCAAAUAUCUUCGUAUACAUUCACUUAUCAAUAUGGUUGGCAUAUGCUUAAUAGUGUAGGAUGUCAUGUUUAUAAUCAAAUUAUUAACAAUAAUAUCUUGCAAUUAUUAAAUGAAAAUAAUAAUGAUGAAUUUAUUUAUUAUAUUUUUGAACGAUUGCGACGGUUUAUGGUUUUACCGGAAAAUAUUUUUCUUCCUCUUGAAUAUAAAUUACCCACUAUUAAGAAUUCUUAUAAUGAUUUCUAUCUUGAUAGUACGAUUUAUAAAAUGGAUAAAACUUGGAUAAAUUAUGUUCGUAUUCCAUGGUUUUGUUUUACACCAACACGUCUUAUUAUCAAACCAUUUAAAUUUAUGCGAUCAAAUCGAGUAUUUCGAUAUAUAUCCAAUGUAAGUCAAUCCAUGGCUUUGGUAGAAUUUCGUGAUGAUACGGGAUCAGCAUAUUUUUCAAAAGAACUUGUUCCAUUCUUAAAAUAUUAUCUUAAAAAUGGAUUUUGGUUUGGUAAUCGUCAUUAUAUUUAUUUACAUCAUGCACAAUCUCAAGUACGUCAAAAACAAUUUUAUUUUUAUUGUGAAGACGAAGGUAAAAUGACUCGUGAAACACUUGAAUCAUGGAUGGGUAAUUUUGAUGAUGAACGAUUACCAGCAAAGAAUACUGCUCGAAGAACACAACCAUUUUCGAGUACAGAAGCGACUAUUGAAAUUGAUAGAAAAUUAGUUGAUGUUAUUCCUGACUUAAAGACAACCGAUGGAAAAUAUAAUUUUACCGAUGGUGUUGGACAAAUCUCAUCCGACUUAAAUCACAUGAUUCAUAAAUCAAUUGGUAUUCAUGUUGAAAAGGGUGAAUAUGUUUCAAGUGUCCUUCAAAUUCGUUAUGGCGGUUGUAAGGGCACUAUUGCUAUAAAUCCACAACUGGAUGGAAAAAAGAAACAAUUGUUAAUUCGACCAAGCAACUUAUGUCUUAAUCGUGAAGUAAUCAACUUACUGUCAUAUCGUGGCAUAUCCAAUGAACAUAUUCUUGUUUUUCAACUGCGAAAUAUCUUAUGGCUUAUUGCGUCACUUUUUUCCAAUAAAUCAGCCUUGUGUGUUCUUCGUGAUAAGAUUCUUCAUGUUUUACCAUGGUUACAAAUUUCUCGUCAUUCAAAUUUAUCAAGCGAACCUUUUUUUCGUCGUCUUCUUCUUACAACAAUUACUAAUAAUCUUCAUCAAAUAGUAACAAGAGCUCAUAUCCGUGUUCCGAAAGCACGUUAUAUGUUUGGCAUCGUUGAUGAAUAUAAAGUACUUAAAGAAGGACAAGUUUUUAUUCAAAUUACUGAUGAAGAUGGACAUAAAACUAUUUUGGAAGGACCAGUUGCUAUUACAAAAAAUCCAUGUCAUCAUCCAGGAGAUUUACGUGUUUUAAGAGCUGUUAAUGAGAAGACUCUCCAUCAUUUAUAUGAUGUUUUAGUAUUUCCUCAACAAGGCUCACGACCACAUGCCAGUGAAAUAUCUGGAUCGGAUCUGGAUGGUGAUGAGUAUACUGUCAUUUGGGAUCCAACACUCGUACCUAUUUCACCUAAUCCAACUCCAUACGAGUAUGAUUCUGGACCAAGUCCAAAGCCUCUUAAUCGUAUCGUAACGCGCAAUGAUCGCUUAAAAGUUAUAUUGGAUAUUUGUGAACAAGACAAUUUAGGUCGUUUGAGUAAUAUUCAUCUUGUUCUUGUCGAUCAGCUCGGUAUUGACAGUGAAGAAGCAAUUUUAUUAGCUGCUGGAUUAAGUCAAGAAUUAGAUAGCGUAAAAUCAGGUGAACAUCCGUAUACAUCAGAUCAAAUUAAGAACAUUGUUAACACAGCUGGUACAACUAGACCUGAUUUUAUGCAAAUAUCUGAUUAUGAAGUGUAUCAAUCUCAGAAAAUACUUGGAAAAUUAUUUCGAAGUGCUCAUCAUUUAAAUGAUACAUUUAAAAAUGCAUUUUCUAAUGAUAAUAAUGACAUUAGUCUUGAUCGAAAUCUUCUUCACACAGGUUAUGAAGAAUAUAUUGAUUUUGCACAAAGUCUUUACAAACGAUAUCAAUUCGAGAUGUUAGAAAUUAUUGGAUCUUAUGGAUUUUCUAAUGAAAUUGAUCUUUUUUGUUGUAUUGAAUCACGUAACAUGAAAGCCAAUGAAAGAAGUGAUAUCCAACAAACAGCACAACAAUUAUUAAAAGCAAUUUUUCAAAAUAUUCGAAAGAGUUUUAAUAAUGAUCUUAUAACAUAUCAUAAAGUAAAAGCUAAAGCAGCUGCUUGUUAUUACGUAGCAUAUACUGAUACAAGUGGUAAAGACAAACGUAUGUUAAGUUUUCCUUGGUUAUUUGCUGCUCCACUUCUUGUCGAUUAUUCUAUUGCUUCUGAAGAUAAAGAAACCAAUGAUUUUAUGGAAUAUAUGUUCAAUUCAAAUUCAAAGUUGUACCAUUACCUAAAGAAACAAUUACCUUCUAUGAUGAAUCUACUCCCGAAUGGCAAACAAUUUACUUUUAUGAAAAUUUUGGAAAUAUGUUUUGAAAGUGCAUGUGCUACUAAUAAUGAACAAAUGAUUAAUUAUGCCGAAACACUUAUUGAAAUGUUGAUUGCAAUUUCAAAAACAUAA